GUCAGCUGGUUGAAGGUCCUGUCAACAUGAGGAUGACUUUGCUACAUGCUGUGAACUCAUGUCAAACUAAUCUGUAAGUUACACUUUAUACUUGACAUGAGAGCAUUUUUUAAAGACAAAUCAUAAGUUUGAUGUCAUUAAAGGGUUUGUUUGACAUCAGGUCAGAUUAGUGAAACCAGACUUCAAACUGAAUUUAUCUGUUUUUAAAAGACCUUUUUAUCAAUACUUGCACACUUUUAUUUCCACGUUUUGUCUGUUUUACUUUUUGUAUCUCUGUUGGGUCUUUUAUUCAGUCGUGUCUAGUUUUCUUCACCUCAUUGCAUCCUGAAAUGUUUCCCUCCUGGUUCAGCAUGUGAAGCUCUUUGUAGCUUUGUGCUGUUUGAACAACUAGUCCUUAGAGACGUGUCGGUGUGAAACAUGCUGCUGCCAACCAUCUUCACUACUGUGUUUCAUUCUGUUCAGCCCACAGACUGUAUAUAAAGAUGGAUGAUGAUCAUCUGCUGAUUACUGUACUGUAAGUCACUAAAACAAGGACUUUAAUAACUUUGCUGAACUUCAUUGUACUGUCGAGACAGUUCCCCUUUAAAUGAUUGAUGAUAUUUUUCAAAUCAGUGAAACAAUAACAAAAGUUUACAGAAGCUGCAGAUUUACAACUCGAGUCGAGGUUCGAGCUUCACUCACUGAUUUGUGGUCGUGUAUUUAACGUCUAAUAUUCCCUCCAAUCAAUCAAUCAAUCAGUGACACUUUAUUGAUAUACAGUAGUGCCUUUCAUACAGGCCAGUGAAGUCUCAUGAUGGUAGUAUGUGUUUACCAGUUAAACAAAGGAGGAAAGAUUCACAUAACAAAGUUACAUUUUUAGAUUACAGAUAAAGUAAAAACUAAAUGAACUUCCAGAGGUGUGGCAUUGCCUGAUGACCUUUGAGCUGCUAUGUUGAGUUUUAUGAUUUCAUUGUUGGUUCUUUAUGAUCUCAUCUAAAUAUCAUUACACAGACACUUCCUUCUCUGCAGCACAGCUCGGCUCAAACUGUUGAGCGAAACAACAUCCGAACGUUUCAUAAACUGGACAUGAAACACAUGAAAACGUCUCUGAUCUGCAGCCGUUAAUCAACAUGGACUUCUGGUUUCUGCUCAUUUUCAUUUUGGCUGUUCUUUUGGCCUCCUCCAGAACAGAAGCACAAACACCAACAACCCACAUGACCAGCGGCACCACUGACCUCCCAAACCCUACUACUACUAUUGCCAUCCCUGUUACUAAUCCUCUUUCUACCACUACUACUGCACCUACUACUACUACAUUUCCUCCUCCUCCCGCUACUGCUACACCUACUACUAUCACCACAUCUCUCCCUGAAUCCACAUCUCUCCCUGAAGCUACUACUAUCACUACAUCUCUCCCUGAAGCUACUACUAUCACUACAUCUCUCCCUGAAGCUACUACUAUCACCACAUCUCUCCCUGAAGCUACUACUAUCACUACAUCUCUCCCUGAAGCUACUACUAUCACCACAUCUCUCCCUGAAUCUACAUCUCUCCCUGAAGCUACUACUAUCACCACAUCUCUCCCUGAAGCUACUACUAUCACCACAUCUCUCCCUGAAUCUACAUCUCUCCCUGAGGCUACUACUAUCACUACAUCUCUCCCUGAAGCUACAUCUUCCCCUGAAGCUAGUACUAUCACUGCAUCUCUCCCUGGAGCUACAUCUCCCCCUGAAGCUACUACUAUCACUACAUCUCUCUCUGGGUCUACAUCUCCCCCUGAAGCUACUACUAUCACUACAUCUCUCCCUGAAGCUACAUCUUCCCCUGAAGCUAGUACUAUCACUACAUCUCUCUCUGGGUCUACAUCUCCCCCUGUAGCUACUACUAUCACAACAUCUCUCCCUGAAGCUACAUAUUCCCCUGAAGCUACUAUCACGACAUCUUCCCCUGAAGCUAGUACUAUCACUACAUCUCCCCCUGAAGUUACAUAUUCCCCUGAAGCUACUACUAUCACUACAUCUCUCUCCGGGGCUACAUCUCCCCCUGUAGCUACUACUAUCACAACAUCUCUCCCUGAAGAUACAUAUUCCACUGAAGCUACUAUCACGACAUCUUCCCCUGAAGCUAGUACUAUCACUACAUCUCUCCCUGAAGCUACAUAUUCCCCUGAAUCUACUACUAUCACUACAUCUCUCUCUGAAGCUACAUCUCCCCCUGAAGCUACUACUAUCACUACAUCUUCCCCUGAAGCUAGUACUAUCACUACAUAUUCCCCUGAAGCUACUACUAUCACUACAUCUCUCUCCGGGUCUACAUCUCCCCCUGUAGCUACUACUAUCACAACAUCUCUCCCUGAAGAUACAUAUUCCACUGAAGCUACUAUCACGACAUCUUCCCCUGAAGCUAGUACUAUCACUACAUCUCUCUCUGGGUCUACAUCUCCCCCUGUAGCUACUACUAACACAACAUCUCUCCCUGAAGCUACAUAUUCCACUGAAGCUACUAUCAUGACAUCUUCCUCUGAAGCUAGUACUAUCACUACAUCUCCCCCUGAAGCUACAUAUUCCCCUGAAUCUACUACUAUCACUACAUCUCUCUCUGAAGCUACAUCUCCCCCUGAAGCUACUACUAUCACUACAUCUUCCCCUGAAGCUAGUACUAUCACUACAUAUUCCCCUGAAGCUACUACUAUCACUACAUAUUCCCCUGAAGCUACUACUAUCACUACAUCUCUCUCUGAAGCUACAUCUCUCCCUGAAGCUACUACUAUCACUACAUCUCUCCCUGAAGCUAGCACUAUCACUACAUCUCUCUCUGAAGCUACAUCUCCCCCUGAAGCUACUACUAUCACCACAUCUCUCCCUGAAUCUACUACUAUCACUACACUUAUUCCUUCUCCCACUACUGCUUCACCUGCUGCUACUACUACUCCUCCUCCUCCUCCUCCUACUACUACUACUACUACUGCUGCUGCACCUACUACUACUACUCCCCCAACUACCACUCCUCUGGUUUGUAAUAACGGAGGGGUAUCACAGAAUGGUUUAAUCUGCAUCUGUCCUGAUGAAUGGGCAGGAGAGACAUGCUCAGAACCAAAUUUCUGCGAAGGACAAAGAGUGGGUGGAUUCAACUUCCCGCAAACACCCAUCGGCUGGUUUGCAUAUUCUGAAGAAACAUGCAACAAAGACACAAGCAAUGCUGACAAACCACGAGCUUCAGCCAGAUGCUCCUCCUUCCCGAAUGGAUCAAUAAGUUUCAACAGUCUACAAGAGUUCCAGUGUGACGUGACGCUCAGCGACGUACAACAAAAUCUCACCAGCCCGGCUCAAUUGGAGACGCUGGCAGCCAGUACUCAAAUCCUGACGUCCAAACCUGAACAGCUGACGGCUGAAAAUGUCACAGCAGCAGCUGAUAUUGCCAACACACUGCUUCUGUCUCCCAACGCUACAGAGAGCGUCAGGGUGGCAGCAGUAGCUACGGUCAGCCAGCUGCUGAACGCCAGCGUGCCUGAUGACACCAAGGAAAACAACACUACUCUGCGCCUGACUCAGACUCUGGACCAGCUCUCAUUGAACCUCAGCGCCAGCCUCAACUCGAAUCAGUCUAAUGUGGUUCAGCCCAACCUGGUGGUCCAGUCGGCUCAGAUACCUGCAGCCAACACUCAGGGAGUCCAGUUCACAUCGCUCAAAGGAGAGUCUGGCAGUUUUGUGGCCAACCGAAUCAAGCUGAACACCAACACGUCAACAGUUGAGGUGGGGGACAAGUUUGCAGCCGAUGCCCUGAUAUUAAUACGAUUUCCACCAGAAGCUGCCAAUAGUCGCCAGAGGCCGACAAACGUCUCGCUCGGCUUUGUCCUCUACCAGAACGGCAAUUUCUUCCGGUCAAGGCUCUACAGGGGGCCACGGGCCUCCAUCAGGGUCCUGUCUGCCAGCGUUACGGGUCAGGAGCGCAGCGUGGUGCCACAACACGUUGAGAUGCACUUCAGACCAACACUGAAGAACGGCACCUCGCUGUACAACUUUGCCUGCGUGUUUUGGAACUACAGUCUGGGGGACUGGAGCACUGCCGGCUGCUCCAAAGGCAACGCUUCAGACGGCGUUCUGCGAUGUUUCUGCAACCACACCACCAACUUUGCUGCUCUCUGGUCUUUCAAAGAGCAGUACGAGUAUGCAAAACCUCUGCAGGUGAUUUCCAUCGUUGGACUCUCGUUUUCUAUUUUCGGUUUGGUUGUAACGAUCAUUCACCACAUUAAAGAGAACUUCUAUAGAAGUGCUCAGAAAAACAAGAACUCAAAGAUCGCUCUGCUCUGCAUCUGCAUCAGCCUGCUGGCCUUCAUCAUCACCUUCCUCUCCGGAGUCCAAAACUCCAACAAACAGAAUGACACAAAGCAGGAAAUCAGCAAUGAAACCAAUCAGGUCCUCACCUCCGACGAACAUGUGGAACCAGAUCAUGGCUCAUGCACAGCAGUGGCGGCUCUCCUCCAGUUCUUCCUGGUGGCGACCUUCAUGUGGAACACCGUUUAUGGCACGCAGCUGGUGCUGCUGAUCAGGACGAUGCGCCCCACUCUGCCGCCACACUGGACGUCAGUCAGUGUCGCUGCUGGAUGGGGAGUCCCAGCGGUCAUCAUGGCGAUCACACUAGGAGCCACCUACAGCGUCAGGAAUCCUCUGGGAUACAGACGGGAGGAAUUUUGCUGGCUUGCAGCUCUGAACAAAGACAACCAGUUUGACUUUGGGAAACCGAUGUUUUGGGGUUUCCUGCUACCAGUCGGUCUGAUGCUGAUCUACAACAUUGUCCUGCUGGUUCUCUUCUCUCUGACCAUAUGCAAGACAGACCCCAUGCUGACCAGCACCAAUCCUUCAUCUUUGAGGAAGAAGUUCCUCAGCAGUAUUUCCUUGGCAGUGUUACUGGGUCUGUCCUGGUCUCUGGGGUACCUGGUGCUCGUCACUACAGGAGAAGCAAAUACAGUCUUAAGCAUUUUAUUCUGCAUCUGUACGAGCACACAGGGGCUUCUGAUUUUCAUCCUGUUCACAGCCAGAACGCCGACCUUCAGAGCCACCGUGUCGCGAUCUCUUCGGUACGUCUCAUCUGUCAACAUCCCGCUCAACUACACAACGUACAGUCUGUGGAAGAACUCUGGGAAGAGCACCAGCUCCGAGUCCUACAGAGACAUAAAGGACGAGACCAAAACACUGUAGGAACCCUCACGCCUCAACAAGAGUGGAAAUCUAAUUAUAUUUUUAUAUCAACAAAAACAAAAAAAUUCAAAAAGAGUACAUUGAUUUAAGCAGAAAUUGAAGGUCAAAUAUUCUGAAUUUCCAACAUUUCUUUGGUUUCUUUCUUGUUUUAAAGGUGCAAUAUGUAAGAAUGUAAUUCAAUGUGUAAUGCUGCUCAUUGGAGAAUGUUGGGUCUCUGUAAAUUAAAG
Molecule: messenger RNA, 5404 nt
Organism: Thunnus maccoyii (southern bluefin tuna)
Lineage: Eukaryota; Metazoa; Chordata; Actinopteri; Scombriformes; Scombridae
Product: adhesion G-protein coupled receptor G7-like
Exons: 16
Coding region: 1110-5177 (1355 amino acids)
Biological process (GO): cell surface receptor signaling pathway; G protein-coupled receptor signaling pathway
Cellular component (GO): membrane
Molecular function (GO): G protein-coupled receptor activity
Source: RefSeq, a predicted model, not a curated record